AUGUACUACGACGAAGCCGAGCGGAAGAGAAAGAGGAGGAAGAAGAUCUUCAUCGGAGUUGGAGUUCUGAUUAUAUUGUUGGCAAUCAUCAUUCCGGUGGCAGUUGUAGUUUCUAACAAGAAAGGCGGGACCUCGAACAGCGCUGGCGGAGCCGCAAGUAAUUCCACCAAGCCGGCCAACAGUAAUCUAGACGGCAUCACGGAGGACAGCAUACCGAAGCAGUAUCAAGGGACAUAUCUGGAUCCAUUCACGUGGUAUGACACUGAGUACUUCAAUGUCACUUUCACGUCAGAGAUGGUGGGCGGUUUGCCUCUCAUGGGAUUGAACAGCACCUGGGAUGACAGUAAACGAGCAAACGACAAUGUUCCUCCCCUCAGUGAGGACUUUCAAUACGGCACGAUGCCGGUCAGGGGCAUUAAUCUAGGCGGCUGGUUGAGCAUCGAGCCUUUCAUCACGCCUUCACUAUUCAGCGGUUAUACAACUCACGACAACGUAAUCGAUGAGUACACGCUAUCCCAGCAGCUGGGUGCGACCAAUGCGAAGAGUACCCUCGAGAAACACUACUCCUCUUGGGUAUCCGAGCAGACUUUCGCAGAUAUACAGGCUGCUGGAUUUGACCAUGUUAGAAUACCGUUCUCUUACUGGGCUGUCAUCACCUAUGACGGUGACCCGUACGUUGCGAAUGUGUCGUGGAGAUACUUGCUGCGAGGCAUUGAGUGGGCUCGCCAGUACGGCUUGCGAAUCAAUCUUGAUCUCCACGGCGCUCCAGGAUCCCAAAAUGGAUGGAACCAUUCUGGUCGACAAGGUCUGAUCGGAUGGCUUAACGGUACAGAUGGUCAGCUGAACGGCGACAGAACCAUUUCCAUCCAUAAGCAGAUUUCUACCUUCUUCACCCAGCCACGCUACAAGAACAUCGUCACAAUGUAUGGGCUGGUUAACGAACCUCGCAUGGUCGAGCUCGACACCACUACCGUCAUUACAUGGUCACAGAAGGCCAUCGAUGCAAUUCGUGCCAACAACUUCACCGGUGUCAUUGUCUUCGGCGACGGUUUCAUGGGCCUUGACAAUUGGCAAGGCAAGCUGCAAAACAACAAGAAUCUGCUUCUCGAUGUCCAUCAGUAUGUCAUCUUCAACGUUGAGCAGAUUGUCCUCAAUCAUCACGACAAGGUCAACUUUGCGUGUGGUGGCUGGACGCAACAAGCCCUCCGUUCUCAGAACACUGCCACUGGCUUUGGACCCACCCUCUGCGGCGAAUGGUCACAGGCUGACACGGACUGCGCUACGGACCUCAACAACGUGGGAGUUGGAUCGCGGUGGGAGGGUACGCUCAACAUGGACUCCACACCCGGCGGCGGGUCCUCUGGUAGCGUUCUCUCACCUACCUGCCCGACGAAGAACAAUCCGCGCUGUGAUUGUGGCCCUGCCAAUGCAGACCCCAGCUCUUAUUCCGACCAAUACAAGCAGUGGCUCCUGAUGUUUGCCGAGGCGCAGAUGCAUUCGUUCGAGCAGGGCUGGGGAUGGUUUUAUUGGACCUGGCAGACAGAGUCCAGUCCGCAGUGGAGUUACAAGGCGGGUCUGGCGGCGGGUAUCCUGCCACAGCAGGCCUAUUCGCGGGACUUCAAUUGCAACACGACGAUUCCGACGUUUACUGGUUUGCCGGAGUACUAUUAA
This is a messenger RNA of Lecanosticta acicola, 1671 nucleotides long. NCBI's taxonomy places the organism in Eukaryota, Fungi, Ascomycota, Dothideomycetes, Mycosphaerellales, Mycosphaerellaceae. The record is from the annotation of a GenBank genome assembly.